UAAUCGGGUAAAUAGUCACAGCUCGCUACAUACCUAUAGUGGUUUAUUGUAAACGAAAAUAAACUAUUAGUUUGAAUAAUGUAUUAAAAUUAUUUUAAUAAUAAUGAAAAGUUAUACAAAAUUACAAUGUUUUUUAACUGUGUUUUUAUUAUGUUUUGUGAAUUUAGGAUACAAUGCACGGACACUAGUAUUAUAUGAAGGUGAUAUUUGUGGGCACGGCGAUGGAGAAACUUCCAACUACAUUUGUCGGAAUUGGGAAAAUUGUCCAGUUCCAAUCGAAGAACUUACGAGAAAUAUUUACCCUUUAUGCUCUUUCAACGGAAUAACUCCAAUAGUUUGUUGUCCGCCAGAAAAAAAUAUCCUUAAUCAAUUUACUAUCACAACGAUUAAACCUGAAAGCAUAAGUCCAAUUUCGAAAACAUCUGCUGCCACGGAAAAGUGUAGAAAGUAUUCGGAAUUAAUUAAUAUUACAAUAAUAGACCCAGUAUUAUCUUUAUCAAAAAUGUAUCACAAUAUAACAGAUUGCUACGAAGCCGAACUUUUAAUUAGUGGCGGGGAAAUGGCUAAACCAAAGGAAUUUCCUCACAUGGCUCUGUUGGGUUUUGGUGAAAACCCAGACAAUGAAUCAUGGUUUUGUGGAGGAUCACUAAUAAGUAAUAGAUUCGUACUAACAGCAGCUCACUGUGAAAAAACCGGUGAUAUUAAUCCGUCAUAUGCGAAAUGGGCUCGCCUAGGUGAACUAGACUAUAACUCAAAAACUGCCGAUGCCAGACCUACAGACUAUAAAAUAGAAGAACGCAUAAUACAUCCAAAUUACAAAUCACGUUCUCUGUACAAUGAUAUAGCAUUGUUUCGGUUAGAAAGAGAUGUACAUUUCUCGGCAUAUGUACGACCUAUUUGCCUAAAUACAGAUAAUACAUUAACACCUCCAGCAAUAAUAGCCACAGGUUGGGGAAAAAGAAACAUGGCUUCACGUCUUAGCUCACGUUUAUAUAAAGUGCAGUUAAACAUUAUUCCGGCAGAGCAGUGCAAUAAUAGUUUCUCAUACAUAUCAAACAUAAAUAAUAUAUUAGCAAAAGGAAUAGUUGAAAACUCAAUGUUGUGUACUGGCAAUGCAAAAGGUGUAGAGGACACUUGUAAAGGCGAUUCAGGUGGGCCAAUUCAAAUAAAACACAAUAGUUACAAAUGUAUGAAUUUACAAAUAGGAAUAACAUCAUUUGGACAAAAUAUGUGUGGGCAUAGAGAUUCGUCUACUGCUUAUACACGAGUAUCGAAUUAUAUUUCAUGGAUUGAAAGAAUUGUCUGGCCAAAAAUGUAAUAACAAGUUGACCAAUAAAAUAAUAAAGCAUAGAUUUGAGUUAAAUGUUAAUAAUCUACAUUUUAAAGUUUGAAACUGUAUAAUUAUAUUCAUAAAGAAAAUUUUUUUUUAAUUGUUUGUAUCAACUGUGCAUUCUGUUAAUAUUUUUAGGUUUACACUUCAAUAUUGCCUGUAGAUACCUAUAAUAAUAUCUAACAUAUAAAUAAUGAAAAACGAAAAUAUAUGUAUUUUAUUUUAUUUAUUUA
This is a messenger RNA of Metopolophium dirhodum (rose-grain aphid), 1563 nucleotides long. RefSeq names its product venom protease-like. The record is from RefSeq and is a predicted model, not a curated record. Gene Ontology annotation, molecular function: serine-type endopeptidase activity. Bases 104 to 1318 code for a protein of 404 amino acids. The transcript has 7 exons. Gene Ontology annotation, biological process: proteolysis. Lineage: Eukaryota; Metazoa; Arthropoda; Insecta; Hemiptera; Aphididae.